UGGUAGAAAAGCCGAAAGUGAAAACUGAAAUAUCUGGCCGACGCCGUAAAGCAUAAGAGAGAGAAACAUUUCUUUAAAGAAAACCUUAAAAGCAAAAUUUUAUCGCUCUUUGUCUGUCUCUUUGAAAUCAUUUCCCAUACCCCAAACAUGUCGUUCGUCGGGGAAGUCAGCAGCGGCGGCGGCGGCGCUAGCACCGUCGGCGUAAACAAUAAGCAGUUCUUUUGCUACCAAUGCAACCGUACCGUCAGUAUAACUAUCUCUCCUUCAUCUGAUCCCUCUUGUCCCUUAUGCAACGAUGGAUUUCUCGAAGAAUACGAAAACCCUAACCUUAAUCCAGGAUCCGCCUUCCAUAACCCGAACCCGAACUUUAACCCAUUCUCUGACCCCUAUUUAACGAUGUCGGAUCCUGUCUCCUCCUUCCUCCAGCUCCUUUUUCCUUCCUCCUCUUCAUCAUCCCCUGCUUCCGUCGGGUCGACCCGUUCUGGCAGUGGCGACCCGUUCUCUUUCGAUCCAUUUGCCUUCAUUCAAGGUCAUCUCAGCGAUCUACGUUCACGCGGGGCGCAAAUCGAGUUCGUGAUCCAAAACAAUCCGUCCGAGCCGGGCUUUCGGCUUCCGGUGAACAUCGGUGAUUAUUUCAUCGGACCGGGCCUCGAGCAACUAAUCCAGCAGCUGGCCGAAAACGACCCUAACCGGUACGGAACCCCACCAGCAUCGAAAUCAGCCAUGGACACGCUACCUUCGGUGAAGAUUUCGAAGCAUAACUUGAGUUCGGAGUUCAACCAGUGCGCAGUUUGCAUGGACGAGUUCGAGGAUGGAACUGAAGCAAAACAGAUGCCCUGCAAGCAUCUUUAUCAUAAGGAUUGCAUAUUUCCGUGGCUAGAAUUGCAUAAUUCUUGCCCUGUGUGUCGUCACGAGUUGCCUACAGAUGAUCCUGAUUAUGAGAGGAGGGUUCGUGGGGCACAUGGGACUGCUGGUGGCAAUGAUGGUAGUAGUAGUGGUCUUGCCGAUAAUGCGCAGAGGUCUGCCGGGGAUAAUCGAACGGUGGAGAGGAGUUUCAGGAUAUCGCUUCCUUGGCCAUUUAGGGCUCGUGGGUCGGGUUCAGGAUCAGGCGAUAAUGCGGAGACCAGGCAAGAAGAUCUGGAUUGAGAACUAUUGAAAUACAACAAAAAGUAUCAGCAUUUCUUGUAUAAGACAUGAUGAUAGAACAGCCUGUUUCAAAGUUGGGAUAUGCAGAGUUAUGUGUAAACAUGGAGAACUAAGAUUAGUUUGGUAACCUUUUUAAGGAAGUGCUAGUUUUGGUAUUUUAAUAUUACUUGCCCAUCUGAUUUUUUUUUUUUAUAUAUAUAUAACAGAUUUGCUUGUCUAUGACACAGCUUCAUUUACUCUUUGUCACAAUGUAUAGAUUCACUGGUCGAUGCUCAAUUCCCUUUCCUCUUAUAUCAGCAAAA
Molecule: messenger RNA, 1448 nt
Organism: Gossypium arboreum
Lineage: Eukaryota; Viridiplantae; Streptophyta; Magnoliopsida; Malvales; Malvaceae
Product: E3 ubiquitin-protein ligase RING1-like
Exons: 2
Coding region: 148-1146 (332 amino acids)
Biological process (GO): protein ubiquitination
Cellular component (GO): cytoplasm
Molecular function (GO): ubiquitin protein ligase activity
Source: RefSeq, a predicted model, not a curated record